CCAAUUUCCACCCACUUUUCAUAACCACCAACACUUCUUCAACAACAUAAAUAAAAGAUGAAGCAUUUUCCUAGUGUUACCGUCUUUCUCUUGGUGCUUCUUCUCUCAACAAAUGAAGAAAUAGGAGGUGGAGUAAGGAAGAUAGAGGGAAAACUAUGCCAGUACCACAGCGAAACCUUUCAUGGGGUUUGUGUGACGGGUAACGUUUGCAAUCAACACUGCCAACAAGAACACUUUGAGGGUGGACGUUGUCAUGGUUUUCGUCAUUAUCGUUGCAUGUGUUACAAGACCUGCUAGAAAUUAAAUGCUUACCCUUACUAUUUCUAAUAUAAUGCUUUUUAUAAAUAAAAAUUGCACGUGUGUAAUGUAAGGAUGCUCAAUUUUCUUUUACGUAUAAUAAACUUUUACGUAGUUGUAAUAA
Messenger RNA from Capsicum annuum, 421 nucleotides. Its product is annotated as defensin Tk-AMP-D6. Lineage: Eukaryota; Viridiplantae; Streptophyta; Magnoliopsida; Solanales; Solanaceae. Bases 58 to 297 code for a protein of 79 amino acids. The transcript has 2 exons. The record is from RefSeq and is a predicted model, not a curated record. Gene Ontology annotation, biological process: defense response.